Aspergillus tubingensis is the source of this 1053-nucleotide messenger RNA. RefSeq names its product translation initiation factor eIF2B subunit alpha. Gene Ontology annotation, biological process: translational initiation. The coding region runs from base 1 to 1053 and encodes 350 amino acids. Lineage: Eukaryota; Fungi; Ascomycota; Eurotiomycetes; Eurotiales; Aspergillaceae. Gene Ontology annotation, cellular component: eukaryotic translation initiation factor 2B complex. Gene Ontology annotation, molecular function: translation initiation factor activity; guanyl-nucleotide exchange factor activity. The transcript is spliced from 2 exons. The record is from RefSeq and is a predicted model, not a curated record.
AUGGCAGCUCCCACAUCGGCCGCCGCCAAGCCGUUCGACAUUGUCGCGACCUACAAUGACUUGCUCCGCUCCGACCCCGACCUGACUAUGCCAAUUGCAGCUAUCGAAGCUCUGGUACUACUCCUUACAAACUCUCCCUCCUCGACGAUAUCCGAGACGCUCGACCUUCUCGAGAAAUCUACUGCACACCUGAAACAGUCGAUUCCGAACCCCAUUGGUCUCUCCGCUGGAACCGACCUCUUCCAGCGGUACCUGAUCACUACCCUGCAGAGACCCGGACAGCUCGGGCCCGCAGGUGAUUUCAACGCGAUUAGGGCGCAUCUUCUGUCCAACGGACGGUUGUUCAUUAGACGUGCGAAGGAGAGUCGAGACAAGAUCGCGGCGUUUGGACGAGGCUUUGUACGCGAUGGAAGCACAGUUUUGACGAACGGAGGAUCGCGAGUUGUCGCUUCGUUGCUACAGAAGGCCGCGGAUGAAAAGGGCGGCCCAUCGGCAGUGCGGUUCAAGGUGAUCUAUGUCCUGUCAUCGGCGAAGGGUACUGGUGCGCAUUCCGAUGAGCCGGAGGGUAUGGAGACUGUGCGCGCUCUCCGGGCGAAGGGAGUUCCUGUCGCUACGAUCCCGGAGUCGGCUGUUGCAUACUCGAUGGGCAAGGCCGAUACUGUCAUUGUCGGUGCUGAGGGUGUGGUUGAAAACGGUGGAAUCGUGUCGCGCAUGGGAACCUACCAGAUUGGUCUUCUUGCUAAGGCUAUGGGCAAACCCUUCUACGUUGUGGCGGAGAGCCACAAGUUCGUCCGUAUCUACCCGCUCAGCCAGUAUGAUUUGCCGAUUGAGCAGCGCGUGAUCGAUUUCAAGACUGAAGAAGAUGUUGCCGACGAGGCGAAGCAACAGCAAGCUUUGUCUACGGAUGCAGCUGUUGCCAAGGCCGUCAAAACGGCAGACAGUGCUGAUGUAGUUGACUUCACUCCCCCCCAUCUGAUCUCUGCCUUGAUUACCGACAGCGGUGUCUUGACGCCAAGUGCGGUCAGUGAGGAGCUGAUCAAGAUUUGGUUCUAA